UUACUUUCGCGGUGACAUGUUUUCUCUUUUUUGAACGUUAAUUAAGCAAACACUGCAAAAAAAAGUAAAUUGAUUCAACAUCUGUUUACUACAGAUGAGUGUUUUAUCCAAUCCAGGAAGUUUCCACUGGAAAUCAUGUGAUGGUGUUGAUGGGGUUGAUAUGAUAUGAUAUAUGACUGUCAGCUUUAUCACACUAUAAAUGCUGAAGAAGCACAGGAUUCGCUUUAGUUCAAGCUGAGGAUAUCAGAUCUGCUGCAGAGGAACUCGCUUUCUGAAGAAAAUCUGACACAGAGAGACUAUAGAUGGAGUUCAGCAUCGAGCACACGUGGGACAGUAAGCCUGUGGAUCACGCCCCUGUGAAGAUCCGUUUCUCCCCCGGCAGUGGAGGUCUGAAGAUGGAGGUUUGUGCUCCGUUCUUCAACGAUCCAGCAGCUCCUCCUGGUCCUCCGGGUCAGCCGUUCCCCGGUCUCUGGGACUAUGAAGUGGUCGAAUCGUUCUUCUUAAACAGCAGUACUGAGCAGUACCUGGAGGUUGAAGUCUGUCCACACGGACAGCACCUGGUUCUGCUGCUGAAUGGGAAACACAACGCCUUCAUGCAACAGCUCCCUCUGGUGUUCAGUGCAUGUAUAACAGGGGGCAGGUGGAGGGGUGAAGCCCUGCUGCCCUGGAGCUUCUUCCCCCCGGGGGUGAAUAAGAUGAACUCAUACGCCAUCCACGGCUCAGGGGCGGGGCGGACCUACGAGGCCCUUUACCCCGUCCCCUCUGAGGACCUGCUGCCCGGGCAGGGGCCGGACUUUCACCGUCUGGAGUACUUCCAGCCUUUCAGCCUGCAGAGCAUCAUGGGAGGAGGCUGGGUCCAGCCCGAAUCUGACCUGUGGAAGGGAGUGAGCAAGUGAGCAGAGUGCACUGUGCCCUUAUCAUGGAUAAUCACACUAACAGCCGUAACGAGGGUUUAACGAGGGUUUAACGAGGGUUCUACAGCUGUUAUCAUUAAACACACCCAGAUUUUAGGAAUAAAGUCAGACUCUAAUUUCA
Molecule: messenger RNA, 1035 nt
Organism: Ictalurus punctatus (channel catfish)
Lineage: Eukaryota; Metazoa; Chordata; Actinopteri; Siluriformes; Ictaluridae
Gene: c29h4orf33
Product: chromosome 29 C4orf33 homolog
Exons: 7
Coding region: 303-896 (197 amino acids)
Source: RefSeq, a predicted model, not a curated record